UGGUCUUUGCAUUGGUUAUGCUUCUCCAAAAUCUCGAGGAGACAGAGUUACACGCUGUUAGUGUGCUAAUCAGCCUUUCUGCAGCCUCUUCUAGAAUAAUAGUACAGAUGCUGAAUACUCGCAUGCUUGAGAUAAUAUGCUGCCACACAAGAUAAGACUCUUAAGCAGUGGGAGAAAUUUCCUGUCAAGAUUUUCCUCAGAGCCUGUUUCAAUUAAAAUCCAGGGAAACUUAGGAGGAUCUUGUUCCACAAGUCACAAGAUUCAGAGUAUCCUGGUACCUACUGUCAGGAGAAGCUACACCACCUCUGCACAAACUCCAUUUUUAAAAUCUUGUCACUAUGAUAAAUCAAGCAGGGUUGUACUGGACAGGUUGCAGGGACAGAGAAGCGAAGUGUUGCAACAAAUGGUGAACAAUAUCCACUCUCAAAGUGGUAUUUUAAGGACAACAAGUUCUGUAACAUCAUGCAAAGCUUGUCUCCAUCAUUACCACACAUCAGCUCGAAGACAGGUUAUCAAUGAUGAAGACGGGUCAGCUAGCAAGGAGAGCUGGUUUAGGAAACACAAGAUGCAGUUAAAAUCUGCUCCACCAGCAGCACUUGUCCUGGGAUUCUCUGGGUUGAUACCUUUCAUCGCUCCUGCAGCUUACUCCAUCAUCACUUUCUCCUGUGGACCUCAAGUGGCCUUUGCCCAGGUGGCCUAUGGUGCCUGCAUCCUCUCCUUCUUAGGAGGUGUCCGCUGGGGAUUCGCCAUUUCUCCUCCAGAGACCCCAACCUCCCUGAGCCUCGUCAUCAGUGUACUGCCCUCGCUUGUUGCUUGGACAGGUCUCAGUAUGCCCAUCCAGCCUGGUCUUGUCUGCAUCAUCACAGGCCUUGCGCUGGCAGGGAUCGUGGACUCUCGCUUUAAGUCCUUCCCGUCAUGGUUCCGCUCCCUAAGGUUUCUCCUCACCACCUUUGCUAUCCUCUCUGUCUCGGUGACCUUUGGAUUCAGUGUACUCUACCCGCCUCCUGAGCCAGAGCAUGGUUAUAACUUCAAGAAGCUUAUCAAGAUUGCCCAAAUAAUUGUGCAAGAUUAAGGAGAAAUAAUUUUCAAAUUCAGAUUAGGAAAAAAAAUUCAGAUUCUUGAAUAUUUUUUAUUUUCCCCUUUUUUUUAAUCUUCUCUGACUCCAUACAUGUAGAUACACUUUUACCUGUGCUAAAUACUGGCUACAGUACUUAUGCCCCUGAACAAAACAUUUACCAGUACAUUGAUUUUAACUCCCGUUGGAUGGUGAUGUAAAAGGUUGAUCUCCGACGUUAAAACAAAUUCAUACCCGAUUAGUAGACAUCUGUACAAAAUCAGAUAACUUGAUCAUUGUGACAGACUGGCAGGCUAGCCUAACAGCAAGGACUACACAAAAUAAUGUUUUUAUGUCU
Messenger RNA from Lytechinus variegatus (green sea urchin), 1412 nucleotides. Its product is annotated as transmembrane protein 69-like. The coding region runs from base 137 to 1072 and encodes 311 amino acids. The transcript is spliced from 3 exons. Lineage: Eukaryota; Metazoa; Echinodermata; Echinoidea; Temnopleuroida; Toxopneustidae. The record is from RefSeq and is a predicted model, not a curated record.